Molecule: messenger RNA, 1176 nt
Organism: Symbiodinium sp. CCMP2592
Lineage: Eukaryota; Dinophyceae; Suessiales; Symbiodiniaceae
Source: the annotation of a GenBank genome assembly
AUGGACGUGUACAGGAUUGGCCAGGGACCUUUUCGUGGGCUGAUCUGCGUAUAUUCGGACGACGACGCCUUAGAAAUUUUCCAACGGGCGAAGAAUCUCGCGUGCGAGUGUGCUGGCUUGGCUUCGACCUCAGAGGCCAAGGAGUCACACCCACAUGAACUCCAGCAGUUGUUGAAAACAACCGAUUUUUCCUCAUGUCACUGGCAAUAUCUGGAAACAGCUGAUGCGCGGGGCUUGGGGUUGGGAAGCAACAAGCAGAAGUACUCCCGAGCCGCUUUUCUGGCCUUGGCCCUGGACAAGGCUCGCCACGCCCAUUCGGCUCCUUCGAUCUUGCGGGAAGCCUUGGAGUCGCUAAGGAGCGCCGCUGACCUCGAACAUGCGCGCAUGCGGACAUCAGAGCCAAGAACAUCACAAGGACAGAAGAGAAGCCGCGCGAGCGCAGAUGGAGGUGAGGGUCUGAGCCAUCGAGAGUACUUUGAGCAGCUCUGGGCUGACUGUGUGGAAACUGCUGGUGGUAGGAGACUGCCGGACACAUUGCAAAUGCAACACAUCGCUGGCAUGAGGGCGCAAGGCCUCUGGGUGGGGCGCAAGAAAGCUCAUUCAAUACUCAUGGCUGCACGAGGCAUGAUGCACGAAGAACUACCCAGGUCCAGCAAGGAUGUCCUCGUAGAAGAGCUGGACACGCAACCAUGGCAACUGGUGGUUGCAGGUGCAUCUGACAAGAUCCUGGAAUCUCUGAUAGGACCUGGGAUCAAAGCUUUUAGGAUAGAGAUGCGCAGGAAGGAUCGCUGUCCCUACACGAAAGAUCCCAUGUCUGUCUUCGUCGCUGAGCGGGUGGAUGGCUGGAGGGUUAUCCACCAUCCGCAUGCUCACAAAGAUGAGGAGUUGCGUUUUGAAGACGAUCAGAACCAGAAGAUGUACGAGCCCGCUUUCCCCACUCGAGAUGAGAUGACCAGGGCCUUUCGACUGGCCACAGAUUGGUCCGUCAGAAACCGAUGGCGCGCAUUUCAAGUCAACGUGUUUCAGCAGCUCCUACACCGCUUCCAGGAGGAUUAUCGGCCCGGUGGCUUCCAGCUGACCGACUUCCGAAGAGGAGAGGGUGGCAGCGUGGGAGCUUUCUGCCGCCACCGAAUCCGACUUUCUGCGCUUCUUGCGAGAUGGGGGAGGACGUGGUGA